Pipistrellus kuhlii (Kuhl's pipistrelle) is the source of this 3353-nucleotide messenger RNA. RefSeq names its product TBC1 domain family member 2 (gene TBC1D2). The record is from RefSeq and is a predicted model, not a curated record. NCBI's taxonomy places the organism in Eukaryota, Metazoa, Chordata, Mammalia, Chiroptera, Vespertilionidae. Bases 173 to 3052 code for a protein of 959 amino acids. The transcript is spliced from 13 exons.
GCAGGGCAGAGGGGUGUGGCCCGCCACCCUCCCGGGCUUUGGGUCGGUGCGGCUCGCUCACCGCCGCGGGUCACCCCAGGGCCCGCCCGCGCACCCACAUCGCCCCCAGAGCCUCCGAGACUGGACCCGAGUAGGGCUGCGGACCUCCUCACCCUGUGCGGUCCGAGUGGGGAUGGAGGGCGCCCGGGAGAAGCCCCCGGAGCCCAGUUCCCCUGCCCAAGGGUCCGGGGAGCCUGAGACUCGGGGCCCCGAACUGCUGCCUCCCCAGGAGGAGCCCGAGGGCUGCGCGCGGCCCCCGGACACGGCCCCCAAGAAACUCUGCGGCUACCUGAGUAAGUUUGGCGGCAAGGGGCCCCUCCGCGGCUGGAAAUCUCGCUGGUUCUUCUACGACGAGAGGAAAUGCCACCUGUAUUAUUCGCGGACCGCGCAGGACGCCAACCCCCUGGACAGCAUCGACCUCUCCGGGGCGGUCUUCGACUGCAAGCCGGACGCCUCCGAGGAGGGAACUUUCGAGAUCAAGACUCCCAGCCGGGUUAUCACCCUAAAGGCCGCCAACAAGCAAGUGAUGCUGUACUGGCUGCAGCAGCUGCAGAUGAAGCGCUGGGAGUUCCACAACAGCCUGCCUGCACCUCCUGUCGCCUCUGACGCUGCCCUGGCUGGGAAUGAGCCUGCCCUGCGCCUUGAGCUAGAGCAAGAGGAGGCGGAGCUGGAGGAGUUCCUGUGCCCCGUGAAAACGCCCCCUGGACUCGUGGGUAUGGCAGCCGCCUUGCAGCCAGCCCCUGCCAUGCCCUCAGCCCUUCAGAAUAUUUCCCUCAAGCACCUGGGAACCGAAAUACAAAACACGAUGUACAGCAUCCGGGGCAACAGGCAGGCCCAAGGAACAGGCCAUGGACCUCCAGGGGAAGAUCCUCUGCCGAGCAGCGAGCCCCAGAGGGAGGAGCGGCCCUCAUCCCCUGACCCCAGUGCCCCAGGGAAAGAUCCAGGGGAGACUCUGAAGCCUGCACCCAAACCCUCUCUGACUGCCAAUCUCAUUCAGAAAGCCAAGCGCCCGAAUAACAACUUCCCGCUCUUUGCUGAGGGACUCACACGGAACCGAACUGUCCAGGAGAAAGCCUUGGCCUUGGAGCAACAGGUUCUGAUGCUUACCAAGGAGUUAGAGUCUCAGAAGGAGCUGGUGAGGAUCCUGCAUAAAGCCCUGGAGGCCGCACAGCAGGAGAAGAGGGCAACCAGCGCGUACCUGGCAGCGGCCGAAGACAAGGACCGGCUGGAGCUGGUGCGGCACAAAGUGCGGCAGAUCGCGGAGCUGGGCAGGCGGGUGGAGGCCCUGGAGCAGGAGCGGGAGAGCCUGGCGCAGACGGCGAGCCUGCGUGAGCAGCAGGUGCAGGAGCUGCAGGAGCACGUGCAGCUGCUCAUGGACAAGAACCAGGCCAAACAGCAGGUCAUCUGCAAGCUGUCUGAGAAGGUCACCCAGGACUUCGUGCGCCCCCCUAACCCGCUCCUUGUGGCCCCAGACGCUGCCGACAGGGACUUCUUGAGCCAGCAGGAAAAGAUGGAGCAUCUGAAGGAUGACAUGGAAGCGUACCAGACCCAGAACCGCUUCCUCAAUUCCGAGAUCCACCAGGUGACAAAGAUCUGGAGAAAGGUGGCUGAAAAGGAGAGGACCCUCCUGAUGAAGUGUGCCUACCUCCAAGCCAAGAACUACCAGGUGGAGAGCAAGUACCUGGCAGGGCUGCGGAGGCUGCAGGAGACCAUGGGGAAUCAGGGCGGCGAGAGCGCGGAGCUGCUCAGGCAACUCAUCCAGGAGGCGCUGCAGUGGGAAGCCAGCGAGGCCUCUGCUGACAGUGUUGAGCUGAGCCCCAUCAGCGAGUAUGAUGAGUAUGGCUUCCAGACAGUGCCCAACUAUGAGGUGGAAGACCUGAAGCUGCUGGCCAAGAUCCAGGUGCUGGAGGUGCGCUCCCACCACCUGCUGGCCCACGAGGCUACAGAGCGACCCCUGCGAGAGCGCUGGGCUGCCCUGGGUGAGCUUGCACCCUCCGUGGAGCUCAAGCAGCUGCUGCGGAUGGGCGUGUCCCAAGAGCACCGGCCUCGAGUCUGGAGGUGGUUGAUCCACCGCCGCGUCCAGCACCUGCAGGCCCCUGGCCGCUACCAGGAGCUGCUGAGCCGGGGCCAGACCUGCAAGCACCCUGCUGCCCGCCAGAUCGAGCUGGACCUGAACCGCACCUUCACCAACAACAAGCACUUCACCUGUCCCACCUCCAGCUUCCCCGACAAGCUCCGCCGGGUGCUGUUGGCCUUCUCCUGGCAGAACCCCUCCAUCGGCUACUGCCAGGGCCUGAACAGGCUGGCAGCCGUCGCUCUGCUGGUGCUGGGUGAAGAGGAGAGUGCCUUCUGGUGCCUGGUGGCCAUCGUGGAGACCAUCAUGCCAGCUGAUUACUACAGCAAGACGCUGACAGCGUCCCAGGUGGACCAGCGGGUGCUCCAGGACCUCCUCUCGGAGAAGCUGCCCAGGCUGAUGGCCCACCUGGGGCAGCUCCGCGUGGACCUCUCCUUCGUCACCUUCAACUGGUUCCUCGUGGUCUUUGCCGACAGUCUCAUCAGCAACAUCCUCCUCCAGGUCUGGGACGCCUUCCUGUACGAAGGCACCAAGCGUGUCCAAAGACUCCCACCGUGGUGUGUGGGUUCUCCUCCCUCUGGGGAUAACCUGCCCUGGCCCCCCAUGCCCUACCUGAGCCCUCACCUGGCCCCAGGUGGUGUUCCGCUAUGCCCUGGCCAUUUUCAAGUACACCGAGGAGGAGAUCCUGAGGCUACAGGACAACCUGGAGAUCUACCAGUACCUGCGCUUCUUCACCAAGACCAUUUGCAACAGCCGGAAGCUGAUGAGCAUCGCCUUCAACGACAUGAACCCCUUUCCCAUGAAACAGCUGCAGCAGCUGCGAGCGGUCCACCGGGAGCGGCUGGAGGCCGAGCUGCGGGAGCUGGAGCAGCUCAAGGCCGAGUACUUGGAGACCCGGGCAGCCCAGGACCCGGUGGUGCCGGAGGGUUGCGCCAGUGAUGACGAGGGGGACGGGGAGCCUGGCGAGGCCACCUGCACUCCCCAAAGCCCUCUCCACUCCUGACCCGCAGCUCAGCCUUGGAGCAGUGGUCCAGCCUCGAGCCCGUCCCAUGUGACGCUGGGCAAGUCCUUCCGCUUCUGGGCUCCGCCUCCCAGCAGAACCUGCGUGCUGGCUGGGUGCCCAGCGCUGCCCCUUUCUCACUUCCUCCUCAGAGCACUUUAGCACGCAGACAGGAGAGCUGUCUUUAUAGGGAACUGUGAACAUUCUCUAAGUUCUUCUGUAUAAACCAUGUAAAUACGA